AUGGCGACAGCCGUCCAUCAUGCCAUGACCAUGCCGUCAAACUUCGGAAACGCCAACCAGUGCUUCGAUCCCGACACGGAUUCGCUCUUCGACUUCAGCCAGCUGCCCUCGCCCACGCCCCCCACCAUCUCCAGACAGCCGUCCAACGCUGCAUCCGCCAUCACUAGCCCCACCAACACCGUCCUCGAUGGCGAAGACAUGCAGACGCCCGCAAAGCCCAGCCACGAGUAUGAGCGCUUCAAGCAGCAAACCGGUCUGCCCACCGGCUCUAUUGCAGGCAUCAACCCCUCAUACAGCUCGAGUCACUCCAUGUACUCAUCCACAGGCAUCGAUGAGAUGAGCCUGAUGGGUGAGUCCUCCAUGAUGGGAGGCUGGAACAGCGGUAUCCCCAUGGAUAUGGACGUGUCCAUGUCGCAGCCCGCCUUUUUCUAUCCCUCCAACGGCGCCUCACAGUCAUCCGACUUCGUGGACCCCAGCGCUAUUACCCAAGAGGAGGUACAGAACGUCCGCGUCUGGCCUGGCAUGCAUCAGCAGCAAGCCCAACAGCAGGCACUUGCCAAGGCCCAAGCACAGGCUCAGCAACAGAGGGCCCAGCAGCUUGCCCAGCAAAGGCAUCAGCAGGCCAGUCAGCAACAGAGCCGCCAUCACCAUGGUCGCAAUGCUUCCAACAGCCCCUUGAGCGACGCCCGCACAGAGGAGACCAUAGCUCGCGUUGUCAAUCAGAUCCGUCAGCAGAGCCAGAACAGCGCCCUCGCUGGUGCCAAUGGUCAAGGUGACCUUCUGCCUCACAUCAUCCGUGCGAAGAAGGAUGAGGAGGACAUGGACGAGGAUGAGCGCCUGCUCGCCUCCGACGAAGGCAAGAAACUUAGCUCCAAGGAGCGUCGCCAGCUUCGUAACAAGGUCUCCGCUCGCGCUUUCCGAUCGCGCAGGAAGGAGUACAUCGGCCAGCUUGAGGGCGAGGUUGCUAUGAAGACCAAUGAAUGCAACGAGCUUCGUACCCAGAACCGCGCUUUGAUGGAGGAGAAUGCCCGCUCCAGAGCAUUCAUUGAGCGUCUCCUCCGCCACCAGGCUUUCACUCCCUUCCUGGAGGAGCUUUCCCGUGACGAGAGCCUCGAGACCAAGCCUGCGAUGCCCACUCUCUCCGGUUCUACCACCCCUACCCCUGCACCCGUUCGCAAGGACGUCAGCGCCUACCAGAGUCAGCAAUUUGGUGCUAUGUCGCAGCCUCAAGUCGGCAUGACCCUCGUGCCCGAGACCCCUCUGGACAUGUCGAUGCUCAACUUGAACUCGAACGGCUGGGCCAUGAACAACGGCAGCUCCUCGUUCAACUAUCAACAGCCGCAGGUCUUUGCCGUGACUCAGCUCCCCGCCGGUCCCAGCCACCCUCUUGACAUGGAUGUCCUCUCUGGCAAGGGCUACAGCUCUAUCUUUGCUGCUGAAGAUGAUGCCUCAGCUGAGCAAGCCAAGCCUGACUACCCUGUCGUCGAGCGAGCCAUGCCUUCUGAGAAGCCUGCUCCGGUCGAGGCCGAGGAUGAAGACCCAGAGUUCGAUCUUUACAACUCUGCGCCUGCUUCCAAGUCUGCCGUUGUCAUCCCCAGCAUUGAGAACCACGAGUCUCUCUUCGGUGACGUCAGCUCCGAAAAGGUCUUCGCGCACUUCCAGCUCCAGAUUUCCGAUGAGGUCGCUGAUGAGCUCAAGAUGGCCCGCUUUCAGAGACAAUGUGCCAGGAUGGAGGCAGUUUUCGACCGUGUUGCGGCUUUGACAUCGCACCUCGACUCAUGA
Messenger RNA from Didymosphaeria variabile, 1782 nucleotides. RefSeq lists its product as uncharacterized. The transcript has 2 exons. The record is from RefSeq and is a predicted model, not a curated record. Lineage: Eukaryota; Fungi; Ascomycota; Dothideomycetes; Pleosporales; Didymosphaeriaceae. Bases 1 to 1782 code for a protein of 593 amino acids. Gene Ontology annotation, biological process: regulation of DNA-templated transcription. Gene Ontology annotation, molecular function: DNA-binding transcription factor activity.